Drosophila navojoa is the source of this 440-nucleotide messenger RNA. It is a transcript of the gene Dcr-2, whose product is annotated as Endoribonuclease Dcr-2. Lineage: Eukaryota; Metazoa; Arthropoda; Insecta; Diptera; Drosophilidae. Gene Ontology annotation, cellular component: cytoplasm; RISC-loading complex; nucleus. The record is from RefSeq and is a predicted model, not a curated record. Gene Ontology annotation, molecular function: deoxyribonuclease I activity; ribonuclease III activity; ATP binding. Gene Ontology annotation, biological process: apoptotic DNA fragmentation; pre-miRNA processing; siRNA processing.
UAAACCUUUGCCCAAUCAAGUACCCAACUGGCCGGCAGAAAACGGUACAUCCCCAAAAUAUACAAAAAGGUAAAUGGUAACAGAGCUGCUACGCUGCCACGUCAGCAUUAUACAAACAAACAAAAAUAUGAAGGAGCGAUCCGAAGCGAUCACUUACACUGUGCUUCUAUCGCAUUUGUAUUUAAUUGCGUGUACGCCAUUUCAGUGUACGAUUUACAAUCGAAAAGUGCAGAAUUAGCAUAAAAUCAUAUUGGAAAUAUGUCCGAAAAUAAAGAGACUGACAAAAUGGAGGCACGAAGCUAUCAACUGCGACUCGUGGAAUACAUCGUUAAACGAAAUGGUAUUAUUUACUUGCCCACUGGCUCUGGCAAAACUUACGUGGCCAUCCUGGCCCUUAAGCGAUUUUCCCAAAACAUGGACAAGUGAGUGUAACAACUUAA